AUGACAACACGCUCAGACCUCCUGAAACCAGUCCAGGCCCUCAUAGAAGCCCUAACGAACCCAAACCCAACAAACCCCAACCAACUCCUCUCAACCUUCACAACCCUCCCAAAACCUCUAGCCUACGAACACGGUCUCCCACAACUAGCCCCCUUCCUAGGCCGGCCCUUCAACGGCCAAGAUGGGGUGGCAACGUACUUCGAGCUCAUCUCCUCCCUGCUGGGAAUCAAGAACAUGGCCUUCGAGCCCGAGGAGAGCUGGGUAGUUGACACGAGCUGCAUGGCAGUUUCGCUGCGCGGAACGGCGACGUUCGUCUGGAAGGAGACGCGGCAGGCAUGGGAUGAGACGUUCAUGUACCGCAUUAAGCUUGCUGUUGAUGGGUCAAGGGAAGGGGGAAGGUUGGCGGUGUGA
Molecule: messenger RNA, 411 nt
Organism: Penicillium roqueforti
Lineage: Eukaryota; Fungi; Ascomycota; Eurotiomycetes; Eurotiales; Aspergillaceae
Exons: 2
Coding region: 1-411 (136 amino acids)
Source: RefSeq, a predicted model, not a curated record